CGGAGUGUGGGCUGUGUGGCUGUUUCUCUCUGAGGAAAUACUUCAUCUCCUGCUGCAACAAUGACUUCAGUUCGGGCUUUGAGGGAGUUUAUCAACGAGAGACUCGCUGCUGUCGCCGGAGAAAUCUUCGCCGUGUUUGAACAAACUAUCGUCCAGUACGAGGAAGAGAUGGCUCGUCAGGACAGGCUGAUCCUCAGCUUCCAGCCUCACAUCAAGCUCCGCAGAACAGAGCUCCCACAGCAUCAUGACUGUACAGAGGAGCAGCUCUAUAAACUGGAAACAAACUACUAUCUCGAGCAGGGAGAACCAGAACCUCCACAGAUCAAGGAAGAACCUGAACCUCCAGAGAUCAAAGAGGAACAAGAAUUCCUACCGUUUCAAGAUUACCAGGAGGAACCAAAGCCUUUACAGAUUGAGGAGCAGGAGGAACUCUGUACCAACCAGGAGGGAGAGCGGCUUGUACUGAAGUUUGAAGGUGAAACCUUGAAGGUUCCUUCUGUUCAGGAGCAAAGCUACCAGACUGAACCAGAAGUAGCAGACACUGAGCAGUUCCUCUCUCUUGACUCUGAAGUCCAUGAUAUGAAAAAACAUAUUGACUCAGAAUCAACUAGAAAUGCAGAGAUGAACAAAAUCAGCGCAUUUCAAAGUGACUGUGUGGAGAACGUUCCUGUGUCAGAGAAUCAGGCUGAGUGUGAAAAGAUUCUUUGUGAGGAAAUCUGUGGGAAAACUGUCCGUAAAAAACGUAAAUUAUGUCAGAACUUAAGAAGUGUCACUGAGAAGAAGAUAGUUUGUGAAAUCUGUGGUCAAACUUACAGCCGACAGACUGAAUUGUUGGUCCACAUGAGAACUCACACAGGUGAGAAGCAGUAUGUUUGUGAAACAUGUGGGAAACGUUUCACAGAACAGGAAAAACUGUUGAACCACAUGAGAGUUCAUCCAGGUGUGAAGCCGUUCUCUUGUAAAAUAUGUGGGAAAUGUUUCAGUCAACCAUACUAUGUGAUAAAUCACAUGAGAACUCACACGGGCGAGACGCCGUAUUCUUGUAACAUAUGUGGGAAAAGUUUCAGUGUUCGAUGCACUUUGUCGCGCCACAUGAGAAUUCACACCGGAGAGAAGCCGUAUUGCUGUGAGGCGUGUGGGAAAUGUUUCAGUAUACAGAGUAAUAUGUUGGUUCACAUGAGGAUCCACACAGGUGAGAAGCCGUUUUCUUGUAAAAUAUGUGGGAAAAGCUUCAGUCGACAUUGUACGUUGCUGCGCCACAUGAAAAUUCACAAAGAGGCGAAGUCAUGAGAGACUCUGGAGAUCAGUCAGGAGUUAAAUCUUCAGCCCAAAAUCACAAGGCAUUCUGUGUUUUUAUUUUUUUAUUUUUAUUUUUUAAAUAGUCUCAUUGACUUGUCAUGUGUCCUUAAGCUUCAGUUGUAGCUUAAUAGCGUUUCCUGCUGUUCACUGGUGGACUUAUAGCAAGAUGAUGCAUCAAAAGUAAAUCUGAUAAAUAACAAGACCC
This is a messenger RNA of Salarias fasciatus (jewelled blenny), 1504 nucleotides long. Its product is annotated as zinc finger protein 391-like. Gene Ontology annotation, biological process: regulation of gene expression. Lineage: Eukaryota; Metazoa; Chordata; Actinopteri; Blenniiformes; Blenniidae. The record is from RefSeq and is a predicted model, not a curated record. Bases 61 to 1290 code for a protein of 409 amino acids. Gene Ontology annotation, cellular component: nucleus. The transcript is spliced from 2 exons.